UCUGAGCAGGACUGUAUUGAUAGUGUUAAUGUGCAAGGUUUACGAAACAUUCAUGUAUUUAUAAGUUAUUAGAUUAACCUUUAUUACCAAAAAUAUUGAAAAAUGACAACAGAAUUAAAAAAAUUUUUAUAUAGUCUUCUAAGUAGUGUAGAAGGACUUCAUAGCAUAUUGAUAACAGAUAGGGACGGAGUACCCGUUAUAUCUGUAGCUGAUGAAAAAGCACCAGAAUUGGCCACGAGAGCAAGUUUCUUGUCCACGUUUGGAAUGGCAACUGAUCAAGGCAGUAAAUUAGGACUUGGAAAAAAUAAAACUAUCAUAUGCAUGUAUAGUAGUUAUCAGGUAGUUCAAAUGAACAAAUUACCAUUAGUCAUUAGUUUUAUUGCUAGUCAUAAUUGUAAUACAGGUCAUAUUUUAUCGUUGGAAAACAAAAUUGAUCCAAUUCUAAGUAAUCUAAAAAAUGCAGUAGUGGAGGCCUGA
This is a messenger RNA of Dufourea novaeangliae, 477 nucleotides long. It is a transcript of the gene Lamtor3, whose product is annotated as ragulator complex protein LAMTOR3-A. The record is from RefSeq and is a predicted model, not a curated record. Gene Ontology annotation, biological process: cellular response to amino acid stimulus; positive regulation of TOR signaling. The transcript is spliced from 3 exons. Gene Ontology annotation, cellular component: Ragulator complex. Bases 103 to 477 code for a protein of 124 amino acids. Lineage: Eukaryota; Metazoa; Arthropoda; Insecta; Hymenoptera; Halictidae.